AUGGAAAUUAUAAAGAAUAAUAAUAAUAAUAAUAAUAAUAAUAAUAAUAAUAAUAAUAAUAAUAAUAAUAAUAAUAAUUUUUUAUUUUAUAAAUUAUGGAGGAAUAUUGUAAUUAAGAAUCAAAUUAUUGAAUAUUUGAAACUAUUUAAUCAAAAUUAUUCAAAUAGGAUAUUUACUAUUGAACAAUUAAAAAACUAUAAAGAAAGAGAAUAUUUAAGAGAUAUAACAAUAACGAUUCCAUCCAAUUCUAUAAUGGAAAUUCAUAAAAUUGAACCGUUACUUUCAUAUUUUAUAGAAAAUGUUCAAGUUAUUGAAACACCAAAUCCAACCAUGACACCAUAUAAAAAAGUAUUUACAAGUGAAGAUUAUGAUGAAUCAAAUGAAUCAAAUGAAUCAAAUGAAUCAUCACCACCACCACCAUUACCAUUUCCAAAAAUUAUUAAAAAAUUUACAACAUGUUUUUCAAAUAAUCAAAGAAUUAUAUCUGGUUUAUUUCCAUCAACGACUUUAAAAACUUUGAAAUUUGGUCACUUUUUUUCACAAAGUUUACUAGACCAAACUACUAAUAAAUCUAUAAUACCAAAUGGUUUAGAAACAUUAUACAUUGGUAAAUCAUUUAAUAGCUAUCCUCUCGGACCUAACCUAUUACCACAAUCAUUAACUAAAUUAGAAAUUGGUGAUGCCUAUAGGUUAGCCAUUGAACCAGGUUGGUUACCAGAUGAUUUAAUUGAAUUGGAUUUAGGCUUUAAAUAUAAGAAUCGAUUACUACAAGGUUCAUUACCAAAUAAACAAUUGAAAUCAUUAGAUUUAGGUACGUUCAAAGGUGAUAUUGAACCAGGUGUAUUACCAAAUUCAAUAACAUCUUUAAAAUCAUGUGGUAUUCCGAAUUUCAUUGGUACUGAUCUAUGUAAUUCAUUACCAUCAAAUUUAAAACAACUAGAAUUGCAUCAAUUACCAUCAUCAACAUCCCUAACCAAUUUCUUACCAACUUCAUUAACAAGUUUAGAAAUAUCUCAACCAUUUAAUCAUGAAUUACUUAUACCAUCAUUAACAAAUUUAAUAGAUUUAAAAAUAACUGUUAAUCAAAACCAAUUCAAAACAAAUCAUUUUAUUAAUUUUCCAAAUUCUUUAAAAUUUUUAUCAAUUCAAAAAAAAGAUGAAACCAAAAAUAAAAGUAAAAAUAAUCAUAAUAAUAAUAAUAAUAAUAAUGAUAAUGAUAAUGAUAAUAAUAAUAAAAGUAAUAGUAAUCAAAAUUUUAAAGAAUUUCCAAAUUCAAUUGAAUCAUUAUCAAUUUCUAGAGAACUAAUUGAAAAUGAUCAAGCAUUAUUAACAUUACAUUCAACAAUGAAGAAGUUGAAUAUAAAAUACCCAUUUCCAAAUUUCAAAGCAAAUAAUAUGGAUGGUGGAAUGGAAAAUUUCACAUUACCUUUAUUACCAAAUUCUAUAACAGAUUUAAAUUUAAAUUUAUAUGAUCGUGAUUUAAUUCCAUCAUCAACAGAAGAUGGUGAAGCUGGUACUGGUACUGGUACUGGUACUGGUGCUGGUGCUGGUGCUGGUGCUGGUGGUAUUAUGUGUUUAUCACAUUUAAAGAAUUUGAAAUCAUUAGAAAUUUGUGGUUAUACUCGUGCAAUUAUUCAAGAUUCAAUACCACAAUCUUGUGAGACUAUUAUUUUUAGUAUGUCACAGUAUAAUAGUCAAAUAGAGAAUAUUAGAUCAUUAUCAAACUUGAAGAAUUUAACAUCAUUUUCAUUUCACUGGUUACCACAAUAUUAUUCUGCAAGUGAUUUUUUAACAGAUUUAGUUAAUCUAAAGAUUUUACAAAUCUAUGUUUCAAAUGGAUUAGAAGAAAUUCCUUUAUUGGAAUCUCAUUUAUUACCUCAAAAUUUAGAAACUCUAAUAUUACUCUCUGCAAAUUUUUCAUUGGAUCUUUCAUUACAUCCUCCCUCUUUAACAUCGCUUUAUUUACCCAACGAUGCAAUUCAAUUAUAUGAUGACCAAUUUUAUCGAAAAUAUAAAAAUAUCAUUAAAGUAAUUAAUGAUGGCGAUAGUGAUGAUAUUUUCACAAAUUUAAUAAAUAAAAUAAAAUAA
Messenger RNA from Dictyostelium discoideum AX4, 2088 nucleotides. RefSeq lists its product as hypothetical. Lineage: Eukaryota; Evosea; Eumycetozoa; Dictyosteliales; Dictyosteliaceae. The coding region runs from base 1 to 2088 and encodes 695 amino acids. The record is from RefSeq and is a predicted model, not a curated record. The transcript has a single exon.